This is a messenger RNA of Hypanus sabinus (Atlantic stingray), 4982 nucleotides long. Its product is annotated as transmembrane protein 150A-like. The record is from RefSeq and is a predicted model, not a curated record. The coding region runs from base 177 to 989 and encodes 270 amino acids. Lineage: Eukaryota; Metazoa; Chordata; Chondrichthyes; Myliobatiformes; Dasyatidae. Gene Ontology annotation, biological process: protein localization to plasma membrane. The transcript has 7 exons.
GCACAGUGCGGGAUGGGUCGCGCCGGCCCGGGAGGCGGGGCAUGGAGCAGGUGUGGAGUCCGUCGGCUUCUGCUCGCUGACUGGGGCACUCGGUGCCGGUGCGCUUGAGUCUCUGGCCGUGGCCUACCUCCGCCCUCACCCCUCCGGGGCGCAGGUGAGGAGCCCUGGGCUUCCCGAUGACUGCCUGGGUCAUCCUCCCCGUCAGCCUGUCCGCCUUCUCCAUCGCCGGCAUAUGGAUCGUAUAUGCCAUGGCUGUUAUGAAUCACCAUGUUUGUCCUGUGGAAAACUGGUUAUAUAACGAGUCUUGCUCUGAGGAAACUUCAAAGCAUGGCUAUCCAAAAAGUUGCUGUACUAUUCAGGAUAUCCCGCUUGUCAGUAAAUGUGGUUCAUAUCCUCCUGAAAGCUGCCUCUUCAGUUUAAUUGGCAAUGUGGGUGCCUUUAUGGUGAUCUUGAUCUGUGGUCUACGUUACGGUCAAAUUUUAGAGAAGUGCCGUCCAACAUGGAUCAACUCUGGGGCACUGAUUGCUGGUUGCAUUAAUGCAAUUGGCCUUGUCAUGGUUGGAAACUUCCAAGUUGACCAUGCUAAAAGCCUACAUUAUAUCGGUGCAGGAGUGGCCUUUCCGGCGGGCAUGGUCUUUGUCUGCCUACACUGCAUCCUGACGUAUAAGGUUGCGGUAUCACUUCUAGAUCACUGGACAGGCCACAUCAGGGUUAUCCUCACCAUACUGGCCUUAAUAUCUCUCGUCCUCAGUGGUAUAUUUUUUAUUAAUGAAAGCUCUCUGUUGCAACAUGCUGCUGCUGUGUGCGAGUGGAUUUUUACAGUUGACGUCCUGGUUUUCUAUGGAACCUUCUCCUUUGAGUUCGGUUCAAUCACCAAAGAGACAGUGCUGGCUAUCCUGAGGAGUGGACGCAGCAAGAGCUCCAAAUCCCUGAGCAGCAGUGCGCCGGCACACCUAAAUAAUAACCCAGAGAGCAUUGCUAUGAUUUAACCUGCUCUGUUACUAGGCAGUCACUGUGAGGAGGUCUUGGAUGCUGAACGUUAGGGGCAAGUGGCAGGCUCGGCUCUACUUGGUCACCAGAAGUCAAGAUUUGACCCUUUGUAUCACAGCAACUUUGUAUCUUGGGGCAAGUCUGCAAUUUAAUUUAAUACACCAGUGGCACGGACUCCUCAGAUCACAUUUUCAAACAGCUAGUUAUUCAUUAACCUGAACUAAACAGGCCACUGGCAUUUCACAGAACAGCAGCCUUGGAUUAAUGCAGUGUCACAGAAGAUUGGGAGUGACAUCACAGGUCUUGUGCAGCUUAUUUUUUUGUCAAGUGAUCCUUAAUUUUAAGAUGAGUACUUUUGGAUAUACAGUUUUCAAAUUCACUCAGGCCACUUCUUUUUUUUUGUAAAGUGUUUAAUUUUAACCUAUCUAACCUAGAAAGUAGAGAGUUUGGGUCAAAUUCUGUGGAACCUAUACUAAAAGGAAUCGGCCAUGCUCUGUCUAAUAUUCAAUAUUCUUUCAACAAAGAAACCAUUAAGUACCUUUAUCAACCUUUUGCCAUUUGUCAAGGAAGUGGAGGCUGUUUUUUUUAAUGUGGUCCUUAUUUGCUUCUGUGGGGUUACUUUCUUUGCAGGAAGAUCAAAAGGAGAGAAAUUUGUCUUGGCCCUAAACUGGAAGUGUAAUUGUGGAGGGAAAUAUUGGAUGGGUAAAAAGUUGCCGGGAUAGGGUUUGGGGUAAUAUGCUCAUGCAUGUUGCGUAACAAAUUCUAACUGAUAAUAUUACAAAAGCUCUUGAUAACCUGAUUAUUGGAAAUUGGUAGAGAGAUUGUCCCUGAUCAAUGCCUUGCAUUACAGGGUGAUACCCUCCACACCCUUAAAAAACAAAAGCUAAAAGUGAAAGCAGGUGCUAUUCCUUUCCCCCCCACCCCGCCCUCCCCGGGACAAGUAAAUGAUUUCUAUGGUUGGCAUAACAGCAAGUGUUCAGGGACCUGGAUAAGCCAAUGUUUCAGGAAGCAUUCUGCUCUCUGUCAUUUAACAAGGAAGGAAAUGCUGGUUUUUGGUUGGUCCUCAUUUGCUUCUGUGAGGUUACUACCUUUGCAAAAAAGUCAAAAGGAGAGAAAUGUGGCUUGGUACUAAACUGGCAGCUCAAUUGCAGAGGGAUUGAUAUUAGGUGUGAUAUUAGGUGGGUAGAAAAACAUGGCUGGAGCUGGUGUUGGGGUUUAUUUGCUCAUGCCCAUUUUGUGUUACCAUUCCAGACAAAUUCUAACUGAUAAUAUACAACAGCUCUUGAUCUGAUUGGUGUCUGAAUCCAUCCUAAAACAAAUCAGUGCCCUGUCAUGAGGAAAUGGUGGAUUAGGCACUAAUUUGAACCUAUAAAACCUUAAGACGUAGGAGCAGAAUUAGGCCAUUUGGCCCACUGAGUCUGCAUUGCUAUUUCAUCAUGGCUGAUUUAUUAGCCCUCUCAACCCCAUUCUCCUGCGUUUUCCCCAUAACCUUGGACACCCUUACUAAUCAAGAAACUAUCAACCUCCACUUUAAAUAUAUUCAAUGAGCUCCACAGCCGUCUGUGGUAAUGAAUUCCACAGAUUUACCAGACUUUGCCUAAAGAAGUUCCUCCUCAUCUAUGUUCUAAAGGGACGUUUGAGAUUGUGCCCUCUUUUCUUAGACUCUCACACUAUUUGCAACAUCCUCAUCAUAUUCAUUCAAUCUGUGCCUCUCAAUACGAAUGGAAUAUCCCCCCCCCCACUCUUAUUCUUGUAAAUUCCAACAAGUAUAGGCCCACAGCCAUCACACACCACAUACAUUAACCCUUUUGUUCCUGGGAUCAUUCUCGUGAACUUCCUCUGGACCCUCUCAGAUGCCAGCACAUCCUUUCUUAGAUAAGGGACCCAAAACUGCUCACAAUCUUCCUAGUGCAAUUUGAUCAAUGCCUUAUGAAGCUUCAGCAUUCUAGUCCCAAGUAAGGGGAAAUCAUGUGGCAUUAUGGAAUUGAUGCUGUUGAUACAUCAUGCCAGUGGCUUUGAACUCAUCACUACCAGAUACAAAUUCUGUUGCCUUUGACAGCUGAUAAAGAUUCUCAGUAAACCAUGUAGGUAGCCUGAGCAUUGUUGCUUAGGAAUGAUUCCACUAUACAGAACUUCUCUAACACUAAUACAUUUUCACCAAAAUGUCCUUGAAGCAAGUGAAACCAGAGAGUAAUUGAGGCUGAGUUAUCAAUAUCACCAAGGAGUUAAGAAUGGUUGAGGGGUGUGGAAUACAGAUCUUAGCACAGAAACAGUAGACAUUGACCUUGAGAUUAAGAUUUUAGAGAAAUAAACACCCAGGUCAUUAGAGGUGGAUGGUGGGAUAAUUGGUAUGACUGACAAGGUAUAAAGUCAUCCCAUACUGUUCAUCCCACCACCUAUUUCUAAUGGCUGUGAUUUAAUGUUUGAGCUUUUACUUAGGCCAAUGAAAUCUUGUCGCUGUUUUUCUUGCAGUUAUAUACACUGGGAGGGGUUUUGUAGAAAGUAUUUAUAUUGGGAUCACAGCAAAAGGGUGGCGGAGUGGAGAUGUGUCUCUACCAAAGGAGGUGUAAGGCGCUCCUUUCCUCCACUAGCCUGCAGGUCACCCUUGGGCAAGGUAUAGCACCUGCUUAGCACCCCAACCCCCAACCAUCAGGGUCACGUGAAGCUGUGGGUGGAUGGUUGUGUGAGUAGCUAGUGCAUAUCACAAGUCCACUGACAGCAGGGAGACAUUUUCUGAAGAGUAUUGAUAAUGGCUGGGGUCACCCAUUUUGUAAAGACACUGCCCAGAAGACAGCAAGGGCAAACCACUUCUGUAGAAAAAUUUACCAAGACCAGCCAUGGUCAUAGAUAGAGAAAAGAAGUCCAUUGAAGGGGGUGAAAAAGCAGGUGGAAGACCAUGAUCACCCAUGUCCUACGACACGGCAGGUAAAGAUGAGAUGAGAGAUUUUGAAAUCAACUCAGUGAAAGGAGACAGGAAUCACUGGAUUCCUUCACAAAUAUGUUGUACCACUUGGUCAGUGGCCAUGUCACAUCCAUUGUACAGCAGAAGUCAAUAACAUUUGCAGACUCUCCGCACCCUUCCAAUGAGUUAUCUCACUGAUCCGUAAGGUAACUGGCUGCCUGAUUCUCUCUCUCUCUCGCUAUGUAUUUAAUAGCAGACAGAUUUGUUAAAAGUUAGAAACUCAGGGAAAAACACAACAAAAUUGAAUGGCACGUGGAUUGAGUUUGCUAAUUCAUGUUUUGACUUUUGGGCAGACAUUAUAUUUUCUUGACAGGGCUGUUUCCUUGUAAAUAUUAUCGCUAAAUUAAUUGAGGUUUUUUUCUUUAGCUACCUACUUUGUUGGAAUUGGCACGGUUCCUUGUUUGAGAGCUGCAUCUAAAAUUUUUAUUGUGACAGGAAGGAGAGUACCCGAUGCUUUCUGUGAAUGUGGUCAUUACUCAGUGCUUGGCUUAAUACACAAGGGAAGAUCUCAGCAAGGAAGGAAUUUCUGAAAUAUUAACAAUUUCAUCGAUUAUGAACCUUCCAACCGAAUGCUAUGCCCUUUUAUAAAUUCAGUCUCCAGUAAGCUGACUUCUUCCCUUCACUCUCUCUCUCUCCUCCCUUCCACUAGUGUGCUUGGAAAUUAGUUUCUCAAAGCUCACCCAAAUGACAUUCUCCCCAGGCAAAGAAGGUUUUCUGUGGGGCCAUGGUGCGGCAAAGCUGAGCUCACUCCAUAUCUCAGUACAGUCACAAGGCCAGUUCAAAACAGAAGCUUGAGGAAAGGGAAAAUGCCAAGGAGGCUCAUCCUUCACAGUGUUUGAAUGCCUGAAUGAGUAUCCAGAGCCUGGGCAAAUGAUCUGAUCUGGAGCCAAGAACAAAUCCUGCCAUGGUAGCUAGGGAGACUUAAUUCUAUUUACCAGGUAAAUAAAUGAACUUCAUCUACUGGAUUAUUGUUAAAAAUCCACCUGACUAAAUUGUGACCUUCAAAAAAUCUAUUGUACAUACCUGGUGU